GAUGAACUUCUGCUUAUGAUCAAAGUUCUUGGUAACAUAGGGGAGCCAGUCCAAUAUGUCUAUGACAGUAAGUAUACCGGAAUGGAAGGCGGACCCGGGGAUAGGAGACUGGUCCAGGCUUUGUUACAGUGUGCUUAUAAUACAGAUCUACCUCACAAAGUCUCAAAGGCAGCUGUACUGGCACUUCAUAAAAUGACGUUUUCCCCCGAGAUGAAAGAUGUCCUCUUUGGUAUUCUUGUCGACCUGAAUCGACCGCCCUCCUUACGGACAGCGAUAUUCGAACGGCUAGUGUUACAGCCAGACCGAGAUCUUGCCACGAAACUCCACGAUCUCGUGUACACCGAGAAGAUGAUCUACAUGGAGAAUUAUAUGAUUACCUAUAUCAAGAGUCUACUACAGAACGACCAACCAGACCUACAACACUUACGCAACAUCUGGCAGGACUUAAUUGAUUCGGACUCCAGAGCAUUUCCAUAUGGUAGUCGCCAAAUUGGAAAGUCUAAAUACAUUGAGAUGUCCCGCUACAUCAGAUUUCCUCUCAGCACGGAUUAUCACGGCUUCCAGAUUGAACUAGACACUGUUUACAACAUUGCCAGCCCUAUUGUCAAUGCGAUUGUUCUCCGGGUCAGCUAUUUUGCUGGUCACAAGAUCAAUCUCCUGGAGGUUGCUGCUGAUAUUGACGAUUUCCACGUCCUUGUAAAUGAAGUCACGAGAAUCUUACCACUUGGCGUACCGAUACAACCAAGGAAUUCACGCCGGGAAACGGUGUUUGCGACAUUGCAGAAAGACAUUGUAGCAGCCAUUUUGGAAAUGUUUGAUGAAAUUAAUUUGCCUCAAAAGAGCAUCCCCGAUGGUUUAAUUCAUGUAAAGGUAUUAGGUAAAGAAGUAUGUUUUCUGGAUAUUCGAGAUUUGCAAAAGAAACUUUUGAAUAAAAGAUCCGGACAGUCGUUUAUUAACACUUCGAAACGAUAUUUUUAUGCAAUACUGGAACAACUUCCAAUGUAUCGGACCAGUUCUACGUCUCUGGUAGACAUUGUCAAAGUGUUACCAACUGUUGGAGGAUUUCCACUUAAUAUGACGGUUUCCGUAGCAAUGACUAUUGGAUUGGGAUUCAAUGCCAAAUUGACCAUGCCCGAUAUUCUUAAAUUGAACACCGAUGCCCAGUUGGAUACAUCCAUUAAAUCACAUGCUGCUGUACAUUUAAAUGGAGAACUGAUGACGAGGUUUGGUCAACACAGUCUUUCUGGUGCUAGAGCAAGUUCAUAUGGAUUAUUACAGAUGUCGCUUGAACCGUCUUUACGUGUAAAUACUCAGCCUUAUCCAGGCAGGCCACUGGAUAUUUCCGUGACUCAAACCAACACAGAUUCCAAAUACAAUAUAGCCAGACUAAGUGGGAACUUGUACUUGAUGACACCUUCUGGAGAGAUGGAGGAGGUAGAGCCAGAUCAGGAAAUCCAGACCACGAUACAUGAUUGUGAUAGAGGACUUCUCUCUGCUGUCACGGGUAACCAAGUGUGCUUCACCGGUGUGUUCCCCAACACGACAUCGUCUACCAGUCACCCUUACUUCCCCUUAUCUGGACCGUUUCAUUUUAGCCUGGAUACACGUAAAGUUGAAACGGAAAAUUUUCAAAACUCCACAUUCAGGAUUUUGAAAUUUGAAGAUCACCUUUGGAUCAACCUGACAAGGCAAGGACAAGAUAAAAAGAAUGGACUGAUCCUACAUAUCGAGACCAGAGAUUAUUUACAUCAAGUGGAAAUGUUGAUUCCCGCAGCUCAAUUACAUUUCUAUGCUAAGAAAGACUAUACUUGGUCUUACGGCGUAAUAUCCACAGAUUAUCAGAUAUACGACUUCCAUUUGAGUGAAGCUGGCACAAGUAUCAUCAGGUUCCUUGUAAAGGUACAAGGUAAUAAAACAUUGAGCAGGAAUAGGAUUUCUAUCCUAACAAAACGGAGAAUCGUGGAUGUCACACUGGCCAUUCCCGGUGCGAGUCUGGCAGUCACAGUACACAGCUUCAAGAACAAGACAAGUGGACACUACAACAACGCUUUUAAUAUCACCUACCAUUGUAUUAAAGAUCGUCCCCUGAUGUACCUUCUUCACUGGAACCCUACCUUAGCUGUACUUAAUGGGGAUACGUCUACCGUUCAGUUUGUUAACGAUGUUGUCAGCGGUUACAUUGGCGAUACGAACAUAUGGAGAGCCAAUGAUUAUAUGCAGCUGAACUUGCCGGGUUUGAAGGUCAGUCUGGAUAAUAACAUUGAAGGAAAUAUGACUCAUGCCAAUCACCAAGCAGUCAUUGUAUACGGAGGAGCCCUUGGUCAGGAGCAUACACUGACAAUGGAUGCCCAUGUGACCAACAGUAGCAAUACCACCUACAACAGCUAUAACUGUUAUAUGCUGCUAUCACACACAGCGAUGCCAUACAACCUUUCUGUUUGGGGUUUUCUGAAGGGCACCAGCCAAAAUCUAUACAUAUUGGCGGAAAUCGAACAUGUCGCUAUUUCCAAUGCAGUUCAGGAAACACCUUUAGUCAGAGACUCAAACAAGAAUGAUAGCGAAGACUGGUUGAUUGGAUUAAGUGGGAUAGGAAACGCAGAGAGUUCUGGGACGGAUGAUUGUAUGAAGAUCCCCAUACGGAAAGUUGCAGCAUUGACUGUUGCGCGCGUGCCUGUGCCAGAUGGGAUAGAAUUGAGGUGGGACUUAAAUUACACCAAACAGUUGUGUGAGGGACAUGUACUAUACCGUACAUCUGGCGUGUAUGGUCGUCAGCCUGUCAACACACGCAGCAAUUUCCACUACUGGUUUACUGCAGACGCGGCUAUUACAGAGUCGAGUAAUUCCGAGGGACAGCACAAACCUGUGGUCAGUACCAAGUCAUACAAAGGCAGAUUUAUUUUCCACGUUGAUCAUUUAGAAUCAAUCCACCUGUUGCUGGACUACAGCAGCCAAUUGGUCAACACCUCCUACGUUCUACGUACCUAUGAAAUCCCAAAGAAGAGUAAAUGCGCUCUUUUCCACUACAAGUUACAUACUCCGUGGCCAUUGUUCAACUUCAAUAUCAGACAUUUUUAUAAUUGGACGGAUCAUCUGAUUCACGAAAUGGAUGUAGCACUCGCCUUUGUCGAUGUCGAUACAGUAUCUCAUUAUCACAUGAGGUUGUUUAGCGACUUAUUCAAGAUAGAAGUUAAUGGCUCAAUUAACUCAAGGCUGCCAUGGCUACAAGGAAGAUCAAACAUCACCGGUUAUUUUAAACAGCAUGUGUCACAUGGUAUUUUACCACAACUCUUAGUAGCUGCAGAAACUUCAGAAGGCACUCUCGAGCUUAAAGCUGACAUGAUCAACACUACCCUUAGUACCACCAAUAUAACAUUUCAAAAGCCCAAUGACGAAAUUGCGCAUUUAUUUACGUGGGAUAUAGCAUUGACGAGCAGCCGUGCUAUCACCCACACCCUUAGUUGGAAUUCCGAUCUGGUCAAUCUCCUCCUACAGGGCGCUGGUACCAAAGUCAACCAGUUGCGAUUGGCACUUUUGGAAGCUGGGGAGGUCGCCUUGCGUAACGCCGGGAAAUCCACGCAUUUGAUGGUUAUACCAUUUACAAACAUGACACUAGGUGCCAUGCUAGAAUCAUAUCUGUAUCCGCAUAUGCGAAUCAAUAUGAACGACAGUGAUCCUAGAUCCUUAUACAUGGAUGACAAAUCUCUAAACAUGUCAGAUGAUGUUGGAAUUAAAGGAAGUAAUCAACCAGGGACACCUUGGCCUUAUGAGGCGAACAUUGUUGUCGCUGGCAACGAAGUGCUGGGUAUAAUGUCAAGAACCAUUGGGGAAACUCUGAAAACCAUGGAUAGAGUAAUUUUUCGUCCACCAAGGAUUGUGAAUUGCGUGGGGAAUUAUCUUUUACGUCCCACGAUACAGAAAAUAUUAUCUGAAUCUCGUCUAACCUUCACAUUACCUGUCAUCGGCCAUUGGCAAACACUUUUAUCGAGUCCACAUGGGACCUACGGGUAUCGUUACCUUAAAGGUGUGUUUAAGCGCUUGACGUCCAAAGACCCUGUCAAGAGCGACAAGUCAGUGACGGCUUACAUCAUCAACCGGCAGUAUGUGAUUACAUACUACGGCCAGCAUUACCAUAUACCAGAUGACGAGGCUGCCGACUGUGUCCACCUCCUGGCUGCAGAUUUUGACCGUGAGACGUUCGCAAUUUUGCUAUCACGUCAGGGUAUCACUGUGGUCACCAGUGAGAUGUCAGUAAUGUUGGAAUUCGGUGGAAACGUCUUCCGCGAUAACUGUCCACGCCCCGUACAAUUGCCUCUUGGAUGUAACGGAUGUCAAACCGGCGUAUUUAUGGAAGGUGACGAUGUGGUUUUGACCAUCACCAACGGCGUUCGUGUAUCAUGUAGACACCAAAGAGAAGUAUGCAGUAUCCAACUGACUGGAAAACAGUUUAGUCACUCGUGGGGACUGUUGGGCAGCAACGACGGGGAGCCAGGUUCAGACUUCCAGCUUCCCAAUAAACAUAUCACCUCAUUAACCAACAACUUUAUACAUGGUUAUGCUGUGGGAGGACCACCAAAGUGCAUUUCCUCAAAAUACUCCCACCAAAAUGAGACAAACGAAGUGAUAAAUCCUCAUCACCGUUCUCCGAGCAAUGUGACGACGCGAUGUAGUACAGAAAUGGCGGAUGAAUGCAAUAGACAAUUUAUGCAUGCCAGUAAUUAUUCUACUUGUGAUUCUUAUGUUUCAUCGCAACAAUUUUUGGAUAGCUGUUUAUCGGAAGCUCGUAACUGCGAUCGAGUUGCAUCUGACGCUUGCAAGCACAUCAAUGCUUACGAAUAUGCCUGUCAUUUGAAUGUAGUCUAUGACAUACUUCACGUGAAUUGCAGUAUAGACACUUCAUCAUCUUUCGUCGAGGGAAGUCGACAACCGGUGGAUAUUGUAAUGGUGAUGUCAGAGAAUUUGGGAUCCUCUCGAUCUGACUUAGAGGCCCACAUGGAGACUUUUCUACAUCACGUAAAAUACUCUUUACAUAAUGUUCAGCUUGGUAUUAUCGGGUAUGGAGAUGAUGUGGAAAUAACCGAUGCUCUAGACCUUACGCUGUCGUCAAGGUACAUGGUAGCCCUGGAAAGGUUGGAUGUGGGAAUGGAUAUUUCUCCAUGGAGAAAAGCGUGGAAGCGGUUUCCGAACGUGAAUACAAUGAACGAGGCGUUGGAUAUGGCCGCUAACUACCCUUAUCGUCUGAAUACUCAGAGGGUAGUCAUCGUUAUAUCAAGGGAGAAGAAUCCUUAUAUAAGCAACAGCGUAAAGUCCAGAUAUGAAGAUAUGAAUAUCAUUGUGAAUUCUUUCGGAGAUUACGAGUCCAUAAUUCCUUCGAACAAAGUCAAUGGUAUAAAUUGGGAUAGUACCGUGGUAUACCGGGAUUGGAUGUCCGCGUACCGUGUGCUGUCCCUCCCUGAGGGAGAUCUCGUGGAGCUUGUGAUAAAUACUAAGGGAACGAUCUUUAAUGCUGACACGAUCUUUAAUAGACGAAAGAAGAGACUAAGAUUUAUUUUGAAGCACAUCAAAGAACAGAUACAGUUGAAUAACGUCUGCUAAACUUUAGAGUGGGAAAAUCACUCAGAAACCAGAAUGUUUGUUUACAACUUCAUUGGUUUUCGA
Messenger RNA from Ylistrum balloti, 5655 nucleotides. RefSeq lists its product as uncharacterized. NCBI's taxonomy places the organism in Eukaryota, Metazoa, Mollusca, Bivalvia, Pectinida, Pectinidae. The record is from RefSeq and is a predicted model, not a curated record. Bases 16 to 5592 code for a protein of 1858 amino acids. Gene Ontology annotation, molecular function: lipid carrier activity. The transcript is spliced from 31 exons. Gene Ontology annotation, biological process: lipid transport.